This is a messenger RNA of Rhinocladiella mackenziei CBS 650.93, 1842 nucleotides long. RefSeq lists its product as uncharacterized. The coding region runs from base 1 to 1842 and encodes 613 amino acids. Gene Ontology annotation, molecular function: tRNA (uracil(54)-C5)-methyltransferase activity, S-adenosyl methionine-dependent. Lineage: Eukaryota; Fungi; Ascomycota; Eurotiomycetes; Chaetothyriales; Herpotrichiellaceae. The transcript has a single exon. Gene Ontology annotation, biological process: tRNA processing. The record is from RefSeq and is a predicted model, not a curated record.
AUGCAAAAGAUAGCCCGGCUCAACGAGUCUGCUUCGAAGCGACGAAGACUAGAUCGUCCAUCUGAGGGCACGCCUGUCGAAGUCCUCAAUCAUGAAUCACGCACUCUCCUAAUUAAACACCUGUCGAAGAUAGCCGAGGACUCGAAUUCGGAAACUGACGGCCUAGAUCCAGAGAAACUUGAAUAUUCACCACCAGAGCCGUUCACAGAAUUUGAGAUCGAGAUCGAAGAACUCUCGUCCACCGGAGAUGGACUCGGGUAUUCCCCAGAUAUGAAUCACAUCUAUGUCGUUCCAUUCUCCGUUCCCGGAGACAGAGUACUAGCCAAAACGUAUCCUCGCAAAAAGGAAAGUUCUCUUUACACCAUUUUGGACUUAAUCAAAGUACUCAGACCAUCUCUGAAGCGUGAGAGGAUAACACCAGGAUGCAAAUACUUCGGCAUCUGUUCAGGAUGUCAGCUGCAGAUGAUGUCCUACGAAGACCAGCUCAAACACAAAAAGACCAUUGUGGAAAAAGCAUUCCAGUACUUUUCGGACCUCGAUCCAUCUCUCAUCCCACCCGUAGGGGACACGAUAGCAUCACCACUGCAAUACGAGUACAGGACGAAAUUGACGCCCCAUUUUGAUCGCCCUCCAAAACGGGACCACAAAAACUGCAAGGACAAACCGCCGAGCAUCGGCUUUAGACAGAAGAACCGCAAAAAUGUCAUUGACAUUGAAAAUUGCCUCAUUGGCACACCGAUAUUGAACAGAGGACUCCAAGUUGAGCGCGAGAAAGUUCACGAGACGUUUCAUCGUUUGGAUUCCGGUGGCACCAUCCUCUUGCGUGAAUCAACGACACGCGAACACUUUACGUCGCGAUCUAAAGACGACGUGGAAGAAAUAUCCCCCGAACCAGAAGCUAAAGAAACCAAUCAACGUCAACCGGAAGCAGAUGACACCCUCCCAGUCAAGCCUUCUUCAAGUAUCAGUUUCGGUAUUGGCCAACCGACCAACUCACUCACCCUCCCCAUCCCGAGCUCAAUCUUCACAGAACACCGGACGAGAAAUCUCAACACUCCCGAAAUCGUGUACACUUACCCCACAUACCGAGAUAUCAAGACCUAUGUUAGUGACCAAAAAAACGGCUGGUCGACCGAAUAUGUCGAGGAGUUCAAGUUCGAAUCUCACGCCAACAGCUUUUUCCAGAACAACAACUCCAUCCUCCCAGCCUUCAUCAAAUAUGUGCGAGACAACAUCGUGCCUCGGGUCCCUCAGACAAAGAUUUCUGGUGGCGAUAAAUCUGCGCCUGCGCCCCGACUCAAGUACCUCCUCGACGCAUACUGCGGCAGCGGCCUAUUCGCCGUGAGUCUGUCUAAGAUGUUCACGUCCGUCCUAGGAAUCGACGUCGACAAGUACGGCGUGGAUGCAGCACGCGCCAAUGCCGUGCACAACGGCAUCACGAACGCAGGUUUCAUCACCGCCACCGCCGAGUUUCUAUUUGAAGACGUGCCAUUCCCGCCCGCCCAGAGCUUGGUCGUCAUGGACCCGCCGCGUAAAGGCGCUAGCAUUGACUUCCUAAAGCAAUUGUGCGAAUUUGGGCCCGCGCGCGUCGUCUAUGUCUCCUGUAACGUGCACACACAGGCUCGGGACGUGGGGAUCUUGGUCCGUGGCUUCGGGGGCCAGUGGCGCUACGAGAUCGACAGUCUUCGUGGUGCGGAUUUUUUCCCUCAGACGGGACAUGUUGAGGGGGUGUGUUUCUUGAGUCGUGUCGAGAAUAAACCUGCCUCUGAGGAAGACAAGCCGACCGAAGAAGAUCAAAAGACUUACAAAAGCCCAAAAAUCAACGAAGGCCGUGGAACAUGA